Messenger RNA from Manihot esculenta (cassava), 3217 nucleotides. RefSeq names its product receptor-like protein 15. Gene Ontology annotation, molecular function: protein binding. The transcript is spliced from 9 exons. The record is from RefSeq and is a predicted model, not a curated record. The annotation marks the transcript as partial. NCBI's taxonomy places the organism in Eukaryota, Viridiplantae, Streptophyta, Magnoliopsida, Malpighiales, Euphorbiaceae.
AAUAACAUACAAAUUGUAUGGCAUACAGGCCUUCAAAGAUUAGAGAAGUUGGACCUUAGUUGGAAUAGUUUCAAUAAUAGCAUCUUAUCAUCAUUGGCUGCUCUUCCAUCACUCAACACUUUGAUUCUCAGAGUCAAUGACAUGGAAGGUUCAUUUCCUAAUCAAGGUUUUGAAAGAUUGGAGAUGUUAGAUAUUAGUUGGAAUAGAUUCAAUAAAAGCAUAUUAUCAUCAUUGGGAGCUCUUACAUCACUCAACACUUUAAUUCUUAGUCACAUGUAUUAUACUAUGAAUGGUUCAUUUCCUAUCCAAGAAUUAAAGAAUUUGAAGAAUUUAACAUUCUUGGAUAUAAGUGAUAACAAUAUCAAUGGCACCCUAUCAUUUAAAGGUUUUCAAAGAUUAGAGGAGUUGGAUUUAAGUAGUAACAGUUUCAAUAAUAGCAUCUUAUCAUCAUUGGCUGCUCUUCCAUCACUCAACACUUUGAUUCUCAGUUUCAAUGACAUGGAAGGUUCAUUUCCUAAUCAAGGUUUUGAAAGAUUGGAGAAGUUAGACAUUAGUUGGAAUAGAUUCAAUAAAAGCAUAUUAUCAUCAUUGGGAGCUCUUACAUCACUCAACACUUUAAUUAUUAGUAGCAUGUAUGAUACAAUGAAUGGUUCAUUCCCUAUCCAAGUUCAUUCCCUAUUAUCAUUGGGAGCUCUUACAUCAUUGAGAGCUAUUUCUGCAGAAUUGAAGAACUUGAAGAAUUUAACAUUCUUGGAUAUAAGUAAUAACCAUUUCAACGGCACUAUAUCAUUUAAAGAAUUAAAGAACUUGAAGAAUUUAACAUUCUUGGAUAUAAGUUACAACAAUUUCAAUGGCACCCUAUCAUUUAAAGAGUUUUCGACUUUCAAAAGGUUAGAGACUUUGAAUUUAAAGGGCAACGCUUUCACGGGAAGUAUUCCGAAAGAUCAUUUGCAGAGAAAAGUUGUUAAUGUUAAUAAUCCUUUUAUUUGUUAUAAUAUAGGUUUGUGUGGUUUAAAAGAUCUUCAACAUUUAGAUCUCAGCUAUAAUGAAUUUGGAGGCACUCUUCCUCAAUGCCUUGGCAAUUUGACAUCUCUCACAUUCCUAGAUCUGUCUGGAAACCAACUAACAGGGUAUCUUCCUUCAUUUUGGCCACCUAAGCUCCAAUCUCUUGAUCUUAGCCAUAAUCAUCUCGAGGGCAUAUUCUCUUUCAAUUAUUCUAGCCUUGAGGUGAUUGGAUUAAGUGGCAACAAAAUUACAUUUGAGAAUGGUUGGAUUCCAUCAUUUCAGUUAAAGACUCUUAUAAUGCAAGAUUAUGGUCUCGAAAGUAUUCCUGAGUUUCUGUUUCACCAAUUCAAAUUGGAAUUACUUGACCUUUCUCACAACAAUUUAAAAGGAAGAUUUCCUUAUUGGUUACUUCAAAACAAUGGAGGACUUGAGAUCCUAAAUCUCAUGAAUAAUUCUUUCAAUGGCCAGCUUGAAAUUGGGGCAAAGAUGCUUCCGAGCAUGACAUAUCUUAAUUUAGCCAGAAAUCAUUUUGAAGGUGACCUCUUUUCUGCUGGCGAUGCCUGUAAAUUAGUCGCUUUAGAUUUGUCUCAUAACAACUUUUCAGGGGAAGUUCCAGAGAGACUGCUUUCAAAUUGCAUUUUCUUGAGCUAUUUGAGGUUAUCUCAUAAUAAUUUUCAUGGUCAGAUAGCAUUGUUUAACUUGACUCGAAUUGCUGAUUUGCAAUUGAAUGACAACCAAUUCGAAGGAACCCUAUCAAGUUUAGUCACCAAUUUUAGUCAUCAAAGCUAUGGCCCUUUGGUGUUACAUUUGAGCAAUAAUCGAUUGCACGGUGAGAUUCCACACUGGAUAGGUAACAUCACAGGAUUGAAAUAUCUCAACUUGCGCAAUAAUCUUUUUCAAGGUCAGAUUUCAUGCCAACAUCUUUCAACGGGAAUAGAGUAUCUAGACCUUUCUUAUAAUUCUUUUUCUGGGUUGCUACCUUCUUGCUUCAAUGGAAAUUCUUUGCGACAAAUAAAUUUGCAAGGUAAUAGAUUCAGUGGUUCAAUACCUAAAGCUUUGCUUAAUAUCUCAACACUGAACUCAUUAGAUUUAAGCGACAACGAGUUGUCGGGCACCAUUCUUAAUAAAUCUGGUGAGAAUUUAAGUAGUUUACGAGUUCUUUUAUUACGAGGAAAUUAUUUCAGUGGCUUCAUUUCAAAUUGGUUGUGUCAGCUGAAUAAUGUCAGCUUAUUGGAUCUCUCUAGGAACUCCUUUUCUGGGUCUAUACCCCAUUGCUUAUAUAAUCUCUCAUUUGGAAGGGAAGGAGAAGGACAUCUCUAUGAUCUUCCAUUCAGCGACACACUUUUUGGAUGGGGGAUAGAAUAUGGGGGCAGAAGCGAAACUUACUUUGAUAACAUAGUUUCUUUUGAUGCCGAGGUUGAUGAAGAAAGUGAGUUUGUUACAAAAUAUAGAGUCCACACAUAUAAGAAUAAGGCCCUUAAUUUAAUGUCUGGAUUAGAUUUGUCCGAUAAUAAUCUUACGGGUGAAAUUCCAGAUGAAUUUGGAGUGCUAUUUCAAAUUCAUGCAUUAAAUUUAUCACACAAUCAAUUGACAGGAUCUAUCCCGAGAUCUUUUUCAAAUUUAUCCCAAAUAGAAAGUUUGGAUCUCUCUUACAACAUUUUAAGCGGACAAAUUCCAGUAGAAUUGAUCGAUCUAAACUUUCUGGAGGUAUUUAGCGUGGCCCACAACAAUUUAUCAGGCAGAAUUCCGGACAUGAAAGAACAGUUCAGUACAUUUGAGAGUAAAAGUUAUGAAGGAAACCCAUUUCUUUGCGGAACUCAAGUGAGAAGAAAAUGCCAUGAUGAUAAUGAUGAACCAUCUCCAUCACAAAUGGAGUCACCAAAGUCACCACAAGAAGCACAUGGGAAUUGGUACAAAAUUGAUCGCGAGAUUUUUCUUGCAAGUUUUUCAGUAACUUUUAUAAUAUUUUUUUUGUCUGUCAUCACCAUUCUAUAUGUCAAUUCUUAUUGGCAAGAAAGAUUGAUCUAUCGUACUAGACAAUAUUUAUUUUCAUAUUAUUACUUUCUGUAUGAUAAUUUAGUAAAGUGAUUUGUCUUCGUAUCAUUAAUUAAUGUAAUCAGCUCCUAGAUCAUCUGGAGCUAAUAGUGCUUAGACUAGUAAUGUGAAUUUACAAUUGUUGUGUUUAUAACAAUUUUGAGUAUUAAUCACCAAA